Messenger RNA from Argiope bruennichi, 8565 nucleotides. RefSeq names its product adhesion G-protein coupled receptor V1-like. The coding region runs from base 1 to 8565 and encodes 2854 amino acids. Gene Ontology annotation, biological process: metal ion transport; cell communication. Lineage: Eukaryota; Metazoa; Arthropoda; Arachnida; Araneae; Araneidae. The record is from RefSeq and is a predicted model, not a curated record. The transcript is spliced from 25 exons. Gene Ontology annotation, cellular component: membrane.
AUGUUGCUUUUCCGAAGCAUUUUGGGGGGUCUCCUACCCUUCUUAGCCACCGGCAUCUCUUUGCAAGGUAGACCCUUCGCCUUCUCUUUGGAGAGUUCAGCAUCUUUGGCCUGUGGAAGAUUUGAAGAGUUCCGUAGCUGUGGGCCCAACUGUCCACCCACCUGCGACAAUUUAAAAGAAACGGUUUGCUGCGAAGUGACCUGCGUUACUGGAUGCUUCUGCGUGGAUGGAUACAUCUUGGAAAAGGACCCGAGGACAGGACCCAGGAACUGCAUACCUAUUAACGAAUGCCCAAGCCCGGGUGUUCUAUCUUUCGAACUUCCCUCCCUUACAACAUCUGAAAGGGUUGGAAAUGUCAAUAUCAAAGUAGUCCGCCUAAAUGGAACUUACGGUCCCAUCAGCGUCCGAUACAGGGUGUUGAGUACUGAAGCCCCUUACGCUGGUUUGAUAGGACAGUUGGAAUUUUCCAAUGGGGAGCCCUUCAGGAUCAUCGAGCUUCCGAUCCAAGAUAACAACAUUAGAAACCCGGAUCUCACAGUCCAGCUGGAGUUGUUUGAGCCUUCCAAAAAGACAAAUAUCGUGCAUGGAGUAUGCAUUCUCACCAUUGAGGAUGACGAUCUGACUCCCGGUUAUUUGGAGCCGGAGAAAACUCAAUUCAGCGUUCCAGAGAACGUUGGUUCAGUGCGCGUUCCGGUUCACCGGCGAGACGGAUCAGACGGACGGAUCAGAGUAAAAUACCGCACAGUUCCAGACUCGGCCUCUCCCGAUGUGGACUUUACUCCCCAAAUCGGAGAACUCGUCUUCGAGGAAGGACAAAUCAUUGACUUCAUCACAGUAAACAUCGUCGAUGAUGAAAUUCGGGAAGCACCAGAAAAGUUCAGGAUCGAACUCUUCGAUAUCGACUAUGGAUCUAGAUUGCUCAAUUUCAGGAAACGAACUUCUGUUCUGACGGCGGAUGUUACCAUCGUCGACAAUGACAUGAAACCAGGAAUUUUGUUGUUAGAGAAACCUUCCUAUACUGCUUAUGAAAACGGAGGAACCAUAGAGCUCGCUGUGGUUCGACGGGAAGGACAAGAUGGACAAGUUAGGGUGAGAUUCCAGACGAUACCUCAGAGCGCACAGGUCGGACAAGACUUUGAGACUCAAAUGGGUGAUCUCGUUUUUGAAGAAGGAGAACUUCGCAAGCAGAUUCGAAUAAAAAUCCAGGACGAUAAUGUGAGGGAACCGGAGGAAAUCUUCGAGGUGCGGCUUCUCGAUCCCACGCCCGGUCCUGGCACCAUCAACUUUAGAGGACUGGGAAUUACUCCGAUUACGACGGUCACCAUCAUCGAUGAUGACAUGAAUGCAGGCGUUCUUGAAUUAGAAAGAGGCAUUUAUGAAGUAAUGGAAGAUGUGGGAGUAGUGAGAGUGAACGUUGUACGGACAGGAGGGCAGGACGGACGGAUCACUGUACAGUACCAAACAAAGAGCCUCACUGCGAACGAGAAUCGGGACUUCGUUCCAGUGUCCGGAGAGCUCGUCUUUGAGGAAGGCGAGCUGAGGAAGAGCAUCGAGGUGCGGAUCCAAGACGACAAGGAGAAAGAACCCCUAGAGACCCUCGAAGUCCUGCUGCUGAACCCCAUCCCCGGACCAGGAAUCUUAAAAUUCAGAGGAUUCGGAUCAAUUGAAAAAGCAGUUAUUAGGAUAGUGGACAACGAUAUGACCCCAGGAAUUCUAGUUCUCGAAAAGGAUUCAUUUGAAGUCGGAGAAAGCGACGGAGUUAUCCAGAUAGGCGUCGUGCGAUUGGAUGGCGUUGAUGGUCAGAUCCAGGUGCAUUACCAGACAGUCCCCAAGACAGCUGCAGCCGGAAAGGACUUCGAAAGUGUAUCGGGAGACCUGGUCUUUGAACCAGGACAGACAAGGAAGACCAUCCCCAUCCGCAUCUUAAAUGACGAUAUAAGGGAGCCUUCCAAAUAUUUCGCCAUUCAACUUAUGGAUCCAAUUGCUGGAGUAGGAGUCAUCAAUUUCAGAGGAUUGGGCCAGAUACCAGCAGCUGUAAUAACAAUCUUAGAUGAUGACAUGAGGCCUGGUUCUUUUAUGCUGGAGAGACCAUAUUAUGAAAUUCGGGAAAGUGCUGGAAAUAUUAGAAUCGGAGUGGUUCGAGUUGGCGGUAAUGACGGCCAGAUACUUGUCAAGUACCGGACGGUGCCAAAGAGCGCUCAAAUGAAUCAGGACUUCGUGCCUUCUGAAGGGGAGUUAAUAUUCGAAGAAGGACAGAACAGAAAAGACAUCAUUAUCCAAAUCGUAGACGAUGACAUAAGGGAGCCUAUCAAAGAUUUCGAAGUGCAACUGUUGGACCCGUCUCCAGGUCCUGGAGUCAUUAACUUCAGGCGAUUCACGUCCAACCCAACAUCGAUAGUUUCAAUCAUAGAUGAUGACAUGAGACCAGGCAUCUUACAGUUCGAAAGACCUUCCUACGAGAUAUUUGAAAACGUUGGAACCCUUACUAUCCGAGUCGUUCGACUGCACGGCACGGACGGCGAGAUACGAGUGAAGUACAGAACGGUAGCUACCAAUGCUGUUGUGAACCAAGACUUUGUACAUUCAGAGGGUGAACUGAUCUUCAAUGAAAGAGAAGACAAAAAAGACAUCACUAUCCGAAUCGUUGAUGAUGAUAUCAGGGAACCCACUAAAGCUUUCCAGGUGCAAAUACUAGAUCCAGAACCCGGACUUGGAGUCAUCAACUUCCGGGGACUUGGACCCUUGACAACUACACUAGUGACCAUUAACGAUAACGAUAUGAAGCCUGGUUCUUUUAUGAUCAAAGAACCUUCUUAUGAUAUCCCUGAGAGGGUGGGAAUCAUUAAAAUCCCUGUGUUCCGAGUCGGCGGCAGUGACGGUAAAAUACUCGUCAGGUACCGGACGGUGCCAAAAAGUGCUCAAGCGAACCAAGAUUUCGUGCCUUCUGAAGGGGAGUUGGUGUUCGAGGAAGGGCAAACCAGUAAUGACAUCACUAUCCAAAUCAUAGACGAUGACUUGAGGGAGCCUACAGAAAAGUUAGAAGUGCAGUUAUUGGAUCCUACUCCAGCUCCGGGAGUCAUCAACUUCGAGGGAUUCAUAUCAAACCCAACAGUGGUGAUUUCGAUUAUAGAUGAUGACAUGAAGCCGGGUAUCUUGAAUCUCGAAAAAACAUCUUAUGAGGUGACAGAAAGCAGCAGAACAGUAACGAUCGGAGUGGUCAGAUUGGAUGGCUCAGAAGGCGAGAUAAGGGUGAAGUACAGAACGAUUGCGAAAACAGCCCAGGCCAACCAAGAUUUCGUGUACUCGGAGGGCGAAUUGGUUUUCGGAGAGGGAGAGAACAGAAAAGACAUCACCAUUCAAGUCAUUGAUGACGAUGUUAGAGAAAUGACCAAAACAUUCGAAGUUCAACUCUUGGACGCCACACCCGGGUUUGGUGUUAUCAACUUCAGGAGAUUUACAACCAACCCAACAGCAUUAGUUACCAUCUUAGACGAUGACAUGAAACCAGGAACAUUCAAGCUGGAAAGGCCUUCUUAUGAAGUGUUCGAAAACGACGGCACCAUUACCAUCGGAGUAAUUAGAACGGAUGGUACAGACGGUGAGAUAAGCGUAAAAUACAAGACGAUACCGAAAACCGCACAAUUCUACAAAGACUUCAUACCUGUUGAGGGCGAAUUAGUUUUCGGUGAAAAACAGAAUAGGAAAGAUAUAGUCAUUAAGAUCGUCGAUGAUGAAGUUAGGGAGAGCACUAAAACAUUCGAAGUACAACUGUUGGAUCCCAAACCUGGAGUGGGAGUUAUCAAUUUCAGAAGAUUCAUGUCCAACCCAACAGCAGUUAUUUCUAUUAGAGAUAAUGACAUGAAAGCAGGCAUAGUGCAACUGGAAAAGCAUUCAUAUGAGGUGUUGGAAAGCGUCGGAACCUUCAAAGUCGGGGUUGUUCGAUUAGAAGGCACAGACGGCGAGAUUCGAGUCAGGUGUAAAACGAUAGCCAGCGAUGCUGUGGUGAACCAGGACUUUGUGUUCGUUGACAGUGAACUGAUUUUCAAGGAGGGAGAGAACAGAAAGGACAUCACCAUUCAGGUCAUUGACGAUGAUGUCAAAGAACCCUCUAAGACAUUUGAGGUUCGACUUAUGGAUCCCAGACCAGGACAGGGAGUCAUCAACUUUAAAGGAAUUGGUCCCGUAAAAGCCACAGUAAUAACCAUCAUAGAUGAUGACAUGAAACCGGGCGCAUUGCAGCUUAAAGAAGGAAUUUACCAGUUCUUUGAGAACGUGGGAACAGUGCAGAUACCAGUGGUGAGGGUCGGUGGUUCAGAUGGUCAAGUUCGCGUAUUCUACCGGACAGCGCCAAAAACUGCCUUGACAGGAACUGAUUUCGUAUUCUCUAACGGCGAGAUUGUUUUCAGAGAGGGGGAAGCAGAAAAAUUCAUAGAGAUACAAAUCUUGGACGAUAAGGUGAGGGAGGAGACAAAAAGUUUUGUGAUUGAGCUGUUGAAUCCCCAGGCUGCUGAAGGAGUUGUCAACUUCAGAGGAUUUGGACAAAGACCUAUGGCAGAGGUGUACAUUCUAGAUGAUGACAUGGCACCUGGGUUUUUGGAGAUUGAACAGAGCUCUUAUGAAGUCCCGGAAAACACUGGGCAGGUUCAGAUCAGCGUGAUUAGACUGGACGGCAAAGAUGGUCAAAUCAAGGUCAGAUACAGGACAAUAGCCAGAUCUGCCGAGGCUCAGACGGACUUCCUGCCUGUUGAAGGAGAGCUAGUUUUCGAAGAUGGAGAAGACAGAAAAUUCAUCGUUGUUCAGAUUUUGAACGACAAUGUCAGGGAAUCCGCUGAGGUGUUUGAUGUUCAGUUAUCCCAGCCCACUGCAGGCCAAGAAGUCCUUAAUUUCAGAGGUCUAGGAUCAAGAUUCACGGCAGCAGUGACGAUUCAAGAUGAUGACACAACGCCGGGAAUUUUAGAAUUCGACAGAACUACGUAUUUUGUUCAGGAAAACGAAGGGCUAAUGCAAGUAGUUGUCGUUCGAAAAGAUGGUUCCGAUGGACAAAUUCGGUGCCAGUACCAGACCAGACCCAAAAGUGCGGUGCCCGGAAGUGAUUUCGCACCUGUCCAAGGGGAGUUGGUCUUUGAGCAUGGCGAGACCACCAAAGUCAUUCCGAUCCAGAUCCUGGAAGACAGCAUCAGAGAGACCACGGAGAGCUUCGAGAUUGUGCUGAUGGAACUCACCCAAGGUCGACAGAGAGUUCUAGGACAAAUUCAGACGACUGAAGUAGUCAUCAGCGAUAACGACCUGAAACCCGGGUUUGUGGAGUUCGAAAAAACCUUCUAUGAUGUUUCAGAGAGAGAUGGAACUUUAAAUGUAAUAGUGAAGAGAGUGGACGGUACAGACGGGCAGAUCCGAGUAGGGUAUGUGACCACGCCCAAAACUGCUCUGCCAGGAUUCGACUUCAUCCCCAUCCAAGGUGAACUGAUCUUUGAGGACGGCGAAAAGAGCAAGGCACUACAGAUUCAGAUACGAGACGAUAACCAGAAAGAAUCAAUGGAAAAUUUUGAAAUAGAAUUGGUGAAUCCUGAUACAAGACUGAGUUUCAGAAACUCGGGACAAAAACUUAAGGCUCUUGUGACCAUUAAUGACGACGAUUGGACACUUGGCUUCUUCGAAUUUGAGAAGGUAUCUUACACAGUAAUGGAAAAUGAAGAAACAGUAAAUGUAAAAGUUAUCAGAUUGGGCGGUUCGGAUGGACAAAUCAGCGUCGGUUAUCAGACCAUACCUCAGACCGCUCAACCAUCCUCAGAUUUCCAACCUAUAUCAGGACAGCUUGUUUUCGACAAUGGAGAGACAGAGAAGAUUAUCCAAGUGCCAAUCCUGAACGACGGCGUCAGAGAAAAGACAGAAACUUUCGAAAUUCAGCUCCUAGACCCGACGCCACCCCAAGGAUUCCCCAACUUCAGGGGAUUGGGCCAGAAACGCUCGGCGGUUGUCACCAUUUUUGAUGAUGACGGUAAUCCGGGUUUCCUCGAACUCGAAGAACCUACUUACGUCGUAUCGGAAGGCAUCCGCACUCUGCAUGUUGUUGUCAAGCGAAAGGGUGGAAGCGACGGAAGAGUCAAGUGCCGUUACCAGACGACGGCAAAGACUGCCCUUGCUGGAAUCGACUUCGAGCCCGGAACUGGAGAAUUGAUCUUCGAGGAUGGGGAGACGGAAAAAACUAUCGAUAUACGAAUCUUCAAUGACAUGAUCAAAGAAUCCAUCAAAAGCUUCGAGGUCCAGUUGCUGGACCCACUGCCCGCUCCAGGAAUCGUCAAUUUCAGAGUGAUUGGAUCUAGAAUGAAAACUCUGAUCACCAUUGCUGAUGAUGACACAAACCCUGGUCUCGUACAAAUGGCAAGACCCGUUUACGACUUCAGAGAGACCGAUGGAAUUGUUAACAUUCCUGUGAUGCGAGUGAAUGGCAGCGAUGGGCAAAUCCAGGUCAGGUAUCAGACAGUAUCUAGGACAGCAAAAGAAGGGAUCGACUUCAGACCUCUCUCCGGCGAACUGAUCUUUCAGGAUGGAGAGAUUGAGAAGACUAUCCCACUCCAGAUUCUGAAUGACCGUGAGAAAGAACCCACCGAGAGCUUCGAGGUCAGGUUGCUGGAUCCUACGCCAGGACCGGGAGUUCUGAAUUUUGGCGGAUUGGGAUUCAACACUUAUUCUGUGAUUAAAAUCCUGGACGAUGAUAUGCAACAUGGUUUCUUGCAACUGGGCAGUCUCAAUUAUCACUCAACAGAAGGCUCGGGAAAGAUGUCAAUCAAAGUGGUCCGAGUGAACGGGAGAGACGGAACAAUCCGAGUCCGCUACCAGACAGUGCCACAGACGGCCAUUCCCGGUAUAGACUACAUCCACACGUCAGGAGAACUGGUCUUCGAGGAUCAACAAACCGAGAAAGAGAUCUUCGUCCAGAUCCUCGAUGAUCGCCGUAAGGAAGAUACUAAGACCUUCGAAGUCCAUCUGGAAGACCCAGUGGUCGAAGGAGAGGAUGUCACCUUCAGAGCACUCGGAGGGAGAAGCAUAGCAUUGAUCUCAAUCGUGGAUGACGAUCAUCCUGGCAAAUUCGAGUUCCGAGAGACUCGAACAAGUGUCCAUGAAGGAUCGGGGAGAGUAACUCUAACCAUCUUGCGAACAGACGGAAGUGAUGGGUUCGUUUCAUUGCAACUACGCGCAAUAGAUGGCAGCGCGCGUCAAGAACAAGACUACCGCCUUCGAAGCACCGCCAUCAAUUUCAGCAAUGGUGAAACAGAAAAGACUGUAGACAUAGUCAUCAUAGAUGAUAACAUCCGUGAAGGCGACGAGCAUUUCAAAGUGGGAUUAUUCGAUCCAUCCAAUUCAGCCAUCAUAGGACAAAAAAGUAUUUUUGAAGUGAUUAUUCUUGAUGAUGACGAGAGACCAUCAAUUCCUGCAUCUCAAGGACCUUUCAUUUAUUUUCCUGAAACUUCUGUAACUGUUCCACUAGAAUCCCCAGUUGUCUAUUUUAAUAUCAGACGAGAAGGAAAUGAUUGGGAAAAACUGAACCUUUUCAUGGAAACUCUGGAUGGCACUGCUCGCGAGAAUGUCCAUUACAAGAAAACUAAAGGAAAUGUUACAUUUGAACUCAACGACAUGGAACUUAGAAUGUCAGCGAACUUGAUAGACAACCCGAAUCGAGCAGGAAAAUCAUUCAAGCUUAGGCUAUACGAUCCUGAAAGGGGAGUCAUACUUAGAGGAAGAGAAAUUCUUACUGUAAUCCUAGGUGGAUCGAAUAAAUCUGCGGAGUCGCAAAUCUCUUUCCAUCAACGUUUUGAAACAUCAGUUUCUUCUUCGAGCGGUAGAAGAACAGAUUCAAUAAAACUUGCUGAUCUUUCCGCUGGAGUCUCCAGUGCAAACAUUCAGCUACCAGCAAUACGAACUCAAGGACUGCCAUCUUCAAACCUACCCCUUCCAGGAUCAGGACAAUCAUCUUUUCCAGCUUUACCACCUCCUCAGAGACAACGUCGCAAACCACCUCAAGGACAAGAAGAUUGUGAACCUGGAUUGAUCUUCAAGUCAUGCUUCUUUGGUUGUCCUGAGGUUUGUAAUUUGAUUGCUGACCCCAUCUGCUCGAAAAGUUGUACUCCUGCUUGCGUCUGUCCCAGCGGUCUUAUACUCGAAAGUCUGCACUCCUCGAAAUGUGUCCCACGUUCGCAAUGUCCAAAUAGUGGUGGAAGAGGAACUGGAAUCGUUGGUGGUGGCGGUGGUCUCCUCGGAGGUGGUGGAGGAGGUCUCGUAGGAGGACUUCUCGGUGGUGGCGGAGGACUAAAUGUUGGAACGAGCGUCGGUGUUAGUGGAAGUGUAAGGACAGGAGGAAUCGUCAGUAGUGGUGGAGGAGGUGGAGGAAGUCUCCUAGGGGGACUCGGUCUCCUCGGUGGUGGUGGCGGUGGAAUAAAAGUUGGAACGAACGUCGGUGUUAGUGGCGGUGGAAGAGCUGGAGGAAUCGUCAGUAGUGGUGGAGGAGUAAAAGUAGGAACAAGUGUCGGUGUUGGAGGGGGACUAGUGGGAGGAUUGUUAGGUUGA